Manis pentadactyla (Chinese pangolin) is the source of this 1024-nucleotide messenger RNA. RefSeq names its product glycoprotein Ib platelet subunit beta (gene GP1BB). Lineage: Eukaryota; Metazoa; Chordata; Mammalia; Pholidota; Manidae. The record is from RefSeq and is a predicted model, not a curated record. The transcript has 2 exons. The coding region runs from base 123 to 731 and encodes 202 amino acids.
UGCGCUGCGGUCCGCCCGCCGGCGCGCGGGGGCCUGGCGGGGGCGGGGCGGGCCGCCUUGCCGCCCGGCUCUCUGGCCGACGCCUGGCGCUCCAGAGCAACCACGGCCACCAUCCUGUCGCCAUGGGCCCCGGGCCGCGAGCGGCGCUGAGCCUGCUGCUCCUUCUGCUUGCGCCGCCGAGCCGCCCGGCCGAGGGCUGCCCCACGCCGUGUGGCUGCGCGGGGACACGCGUGGACUGCGGGCGCCGCGGGCUCACGUGGGCCACGCUGCCGGCCGCCUUCCCGCCGGACACUACCGAGCUGGUGCUGACGGGAAACAACCUGACGGCGCUGCCGCCCGGGCUGCUGGACGCGCUGCCCGUACUGCGCGCCGCGCACCUGGGCGCCAACCCCUGGCGCUGCGACUGCCACCUGGUGCCGCUUCGCGCCUGGCUGGCCGGCCGGCCCGAGCGAGCGCCCUACCGCGACCUGCGCUGCGCCGCGCCCCCUGCGCUGCGCGGCCGCCUGCUGCCCUACCUGGCGGAGGACGAGCUGCGCGCCGCGUGUGCGCACGGCGCGCUCUGCUGGGGGGCGCUGGGGGCGCAGCUCCUGCUACUCGGCCUCGGGCUGCUGCACGCCCUGCUCCUGGCGCUGCUGCUGUGCCGCCUGCGGAGGCUCCGCGCCCGCUCCGCGCAUUCGUUGUCGCUGACCUCCCCGCUGGUGGCGGAGCCGGCCGGAGCCAGCGAGUCGUGAGAGGAGCGGACUGGCGCUGGGCGACACGGGCCGGCCAACUCUGCAGGUCCCCGCCCCAAGGAGCCCUCGCCCUAACUGGACCGUUCUCAUCCGCCGCCCAGGCACAAUCCCCCAGACCACGCCACCCCCUGCAGGCCCCGGUGCAUGUGGGCCCGGCUGCUUGCUGCACGCCCACCGCUAGCCAGGCCAGGUGACGCCCCAGACGCUCCGGCAGGUCCGGGGGCCAACUGCCGCCCACACCCUGCGGAGCCGCCACGCCAAACUCCAGCGCGGAAUAAACCCUUCUCCCCAUC